AAGUUUGAUGCACUGUCUUGCUCCAGACACUGAAGAGAGAACACAAUUGUAUAUUAACCACUCUCUGAAAUAAACUUAGAUUUAUUAACCAAGAACUAUAGUGGUUAUACAUGGAGUCUCAUGUCAGCUGAAUUCGACAAUACCUUUCAGAAUUUUUUUACAAUCCAACACUAUUCUACUACAAUGGCUAAUUCUAAUGUCCAGGAUGAGGGAGCAUCCUUUAUUCUACUAGUAAGUCAACAGAACAUUUUGUCAGCCAUCUCACAAAUCAAGUGGACAAAUGGUAGUUUACAGACAAAAAUGAAAGACUAAAUAGAUGUCAUGAAGCCCCCUUGAGUGCAAAAAGCCCUGUUUAUAGCAGAUAACAGUUUAACACUGACCAAAACCAUAGAAUCAUGCAAUAUACAUGAUGCAUCAGUUUCACAUCAUUAAGCAUUCAAGCAGCUACAAACAUCAGAAACCCAGAUCAAUUCAAUGAUAUAUGGCUAUAAAUCUGACUCAAACUGCAUGUAGCACAGUUCUGUAACCUUGAAGCCAAUGGAGCCAACCAUGUCUGCUUGGUUUGCCUAGCAAAGGAAGCAACAUGAUGGCAAUGCAGACAAAAGGGCCACUGGGCAUGAGGUAAAGGGUGUACUAGCAGUCCUGCUUAUGGCUGGGCAUGUGAUUGUGCCCUUAGCCAGGCCCCAGGAAGGAAAAUCACUCCAAAGAACAUAAUAGUGAAGAAUAAUGUUUACAUUUUGGUGUUAUCAGGACUGACACAUUUGAGAGAAAGGAAUCAGCACACACAGUGCUCAACAUAUCUGCCAGGAAGACAGUGCAAUGACAAAAGGCAUGUUAAAAUUGACACUGGUGCAGAUGGUAAUGUUCUUCCACUUAAGCUAUUCUAUGAAAUGUUUGGAGACAACGUAAACACGGAUUGUUACCCAAAGAAAGGUAGCAUCCCUUAUUCUAUGACAGUAAAGCUAGAAUAAGUAAAGCUAGAAUGGCAAUAAUAACAUUUUGUAUAAUAUGAUAGAUGAUAUAAUUACUUCCUCUUUACACAGUACCAAUACCAAGAUUGACUUAUGGGCAGCUGAUGUGUUGAAAGUAAAGAAAGGCAGCAUGGUUUGGCCAAAGUAAACAAGCAAAAACCUAUGCAUUUGAAGAUAAAAGCAAGUAAGGGUAAAACAAACCUAGGCAGGUGAUAGAGACGUUGGGGAUGGGCAAGUGCAGAGUUUUUGAAGAAGGGUUAUGCUGAGAAGAUCCCUGAAGAUGAGAUAUUGACAGAUAGCUCUACGGUAAAAAUAAAAACAACAGAAUCUCUCAUUUCGAAGUAACCAAAGGGCAACAAUGAACGGAGAGGGAGCGAAGUUCGAUAAGGCUUGCAUGUAGCUGAGCAGCCACAGUUUUGAGGCACAAGAUGGCCACCAAUCAUGAUCACUACCACCUUCAGCAGAACUCAGAUGAUGAAGAAACUAGUUUGAGCAAUACUCCACAAAAAGAACUAGGAAAUGGUAGAAGAAACUAUACUCCACAAGGGAACAAUAGACCCGUGGUUGUCAAAGUGGAUGCAAAUGGAAAAGCACAUGCAGAAGUCGGCAGCUCAUCUGAGAGGGAGGCCUUUCUCCCCCAAGUCACAGCCAUUGAUCCAGAUGAUGGUGAGGUGUCUCGAAGUAAUGGGAAAGUGCAUGCCUUUGAGUUGGAAGAACCCAGUGCUCCAACAGACAAGUUUAUGCUGGUUUACUUAAUACUGUUGGUUCAUGGUAUUGGUACCCUUAUGCCAUGGAAUAUGUUCAUCACUGCUGAAUCCUACUUCACAGACUAUAAGCUAGCUACCAAUGGUAGUGACAGCUCAGAGUACAGGAAAAACUUCAUCAGUUAUCUUGGAAUCACUGCACAGAUACCCAAUGUGUUGCUGAAUUUAAUCAAUAUGUUCUUCCAGUGUGGAGGUGGUGGCACAACUGUGCGAGUGGUAGUAAGCAUUUCAGUCAUGGUGGUGUUCUUCAUAGUCACAGUAGUACUGGCCAUGAUUGAUACCAGUGAAUGGCCAGGGGUAUUUUUUGCUGUUACCAUGGGGACUGUUGUCAUCAUCAACAUGGCAACAGGGGUAUACCAGAACAGUAUCUAUGGCCUUGCAGCUAAUCUUCCCAUGAAAUAUACCAAUGCUGUUGUCUUAGGCUCUAAUACAAGUGGAACUCUUACAUCUGUAAUAUCCAUCCUUGCUCUUGCAGGCACUCCAGAUCCCAGAACAUCUGCCAUCUAUUACUUCGUGGCUGCCAUCAUUGUACUGCUGAUUGCAUUUGAUACCUUCUUUGCAUUGCCACUUUUGAAAUUUUAUCGUUACUACCACACUCAAGGCGUGGAGGCGCUUCAUGAAGAGGAACACAAACAUCAUAGGUCAAGGCCACCAUAUUGGAAAGUAUUCAAAAAGGUUUGGGUACAGCUGUUCAAUGUUUGGUUUGUGUUCUUUGUGUCACUGACAUGCUUUCCUUCCAUCCAAGUCAAUGUGGAGAUGUUAGACGAAAACUUCAUGAACCCUCGUUAUUUCACACCAGUCACCUGUUUUCUGUUCUUCAAUGCCUUUGCCAUGAUGGGGAAUCUCACAACAGAGUGGAUAAAGAAGCCUGGACCCAAGUGGGUGUGGAUCCCAAUAGUACUUAGAGUCCUGUUCAUCCCUUUCUUCUUAAUGUGUAACUACCGCCCAGAACACAGGUCCUUCCCAGUGAUCAUAGGCAAUGACUAUGUCUACUGUUUAGGGGGAAUCAUCAUGGCAUUUACCAGUGGCUACUUCAGCAGUCUGUGCAUGAUGUAUGCUCCACAUCAAGUGGGUCCAGAGUUUGCAGGCACUGCUGGAAUGAUGGCAGCAUUUUUCCUGGUAUUCGGCAUCUUCAGUGGUGUCAACUUUUCACUGUUUGUUGCUUGGCUGGUAGAGGCUAUUCAUGUUGACUGAGGAAGAAAUGCCAAGAAGGCAGUCAUGUUUAUUUAGAAUGGGAAGAAAUCUCUGCUUGCUUUAUAGAAAGGCUUAGUUUACCAUGAUGGUGUUCAAGUUUUUCAAUUUUCAUCUGGGACUACUACCAAAACCUCAGUUUAAGUAAGACAGGUGAAAGGGGUCUUCCAUUUUCUUUUUCAUUUUAAGGUAUACCUGGGAAACGGGUACACAAUCAGAAAUGCCCAGUGAGAGUCUUUUUACACAUAUCAUUGAGUGUUCAUGUUUUAAAAGCUCUAUUUCCAUUACAUAAUGAGCAAUGCAAGUUUUUUUUUUUUUUUUUUUUUUAUAUUAUUAAAAUGCCAAAUGUAUACAUUUAUGCAAUGAUUAAAUCCUCUGAAUAACACUAAAAGAAGUUCAUUGAAGAGCCUAUUGAGAAGUUGCAGUGUGGUUUUCCAUAUUUAAGUUGCUAUGCAUAUUGUGAUCUUCCAAUUUCUUACUUGUAUUUUUGUAAUGCAUGGUCAUAUGCAGAUAGAUCAACAUGAAAAUGGAGGACAUGUUAUGCAACAAUUAAGUUGUCAUUUAUCAUAUACUGCUUAAGAAAAGCAAGAUGCUGUCAAGAUAUUUUUUCUAGCCUUAUAAUUAGCU
Lingula anatina is the source of this 3553-nucleotide messenger RNA. Its product is annotated as equilibrative nucleoside transporter 3. Gene Ontology annotation, biological process: nucleoside transmembrane transport. Gene Ontology annotation, molecular function: nucleoside transmembrane transporter activity. The record is from RefSeq and is a predicted model, not a curated record. Lineage: Eukaryota; Metazoa; Brachiopoda; Lingulata; Lingulida; Lingulidae. Gene Ontology annotation, cellular component: plasma membrane.